This is a messenger RNA of Aedes albopictus (Asian tiger mosquito), 4976 nucleotides long. RefSeq names its product thioester-containing protein 1 allele S3-like. Gene Ontology annotation, molecular function: endopeptidase inhibitor activity. NCBI's taxonomy places the organism in Eukaryota, Metazoa, Arthropoda, Insecta, Diptera, Culicidae. The record is from RefSeq and is a predicted model, not a curated record. Gene Ontology annotation, cellular component: extracellular region. The transcript is spliced from 13 exons. Bases 317 to 4288 code for a protein of 1323 amino acids.
UAGUAAUUCCCAUAGGCUGUGGAUUAAAGAAGCGUUUUGAACCGUAACGCUGUGAAAAAGCGAUUAUUCUAACAACCAACUGAUAGGUAAAACCCGAAAAAUCGCUACAUUGUAUUUACACUAGGCACGGCCAUGCUGAUAAGUUUAGAGUUUUUGUUUUAGUUUACGCGGGAUUCCCUCAGCCCGAUAGUAACGGCAAAGCAUAAGACAAAAUCGUCUACGUUUUAUUUUUUCCCCAGUUUUGUGGCAGAUUUCGAUACGUUCGGUAUUCUGAAGUGCGAAUUAAAAUAGUGACGAUCGUCGCAGUGAAAUUACGAUGAACACGUUGAUCAUUUUAGUAUGUAGUGUUUUUGCCAUAGCAAACUGCCAGGAUGCUAGUGUGAUCUCCUUUGGGCCGAAAUACAUCCGGCCAAAUCAACCCUAUAUUGUUGCCUUGGCCAAUCCACACAGUUCAGAUGUGAGCGUGAAUCUCACCUUAACUUGUGACGAUGGAACUCCAUCUCGGUUAAGUAAAACUCUCAAGAAACAGAGUAUUGAGCGUUAUUCUUUAAUGGUUCCAAAUGGAGUUAACAUUGAAAGUGAAUGUACCUUUUUGGCGGUCAACAACGGCGGAAAUAUAAAUGUGCGCCAAGAAGCCACGCUAAGUGUUGCACGGAAGACACUUUCAAUAUUUAUCCUUACCGACAAACCCAUCUACAAGCCGGGCGAUAUAGUAAGAUUUCGGGUGGUCGUACUCGACAUGGCGACGAAACCGGUCAAUCAUAUCGACAGUAUUCAGAUCGAUUUGGAAGACAGCAAUGGGGAAUCCCGGAGACAGUGGACGCAAGCUGUGCUUUACAAGGGAAUUUUCGCAGCCAGUCACAGGAUGUCGUCCACUCCAGCGCUGGGCAAGUGGGCCAUUAAGGUCACCGCAAAUGAUGGCGUCAUUACCAACGAGAAAUUGCAGCAGUUCGAGGUCCGAGAAUAUGUGAUGCCUAAGUUUGUCGUCAAAGUAGUACCUUCGUGCAUUCUGCUAAUAUCUGACAAAGAAAUCAGUUUGAACGUCGAAUCGCACUACACAUUCGGAGGUCCGGUUCGAGGCGAGAUUUUUGUACAACUGUUCACUGAUGAUGAUUUACAUGUAGCCACUCACAGUUAUAGAAGGAGUUUUGAUGGUAACGGUACUUUUCGGUUCAUGCUGAAGGACGAACUCGAUGCUCCGUAUGACAAAGAUUAUGUCAUGGUACGGGCCAACGUAUCGCUGACGGAAAAUGUUUUCAAUUUUGCGUUGUCCUUCACCGAAGAAAUUCCUGUAUUCAUGUGUCCGUAUCAAAUUGAGCUUAUAAGUGCUGUGAAAUACUACCGGCCUGGGGUACCAUAUCACUGCAGGUUAUCUGUCAAAGAUCACUAUGGAGUUCCAGUAAAACACAAGUCCUUAAUAGUCAAAACCGAUACAGGUGUGGAACGGUCUGUAACGCUUGACGACCACGGAGUAACAUCUUUAGAACUCGCCAUGCCAGAUGAAGCUGACUCUGUAGAUAUAUCGGUAAGCUUAGAAAACCGGGAAUGCAAAAAUAUACAUACGAUAGAGGGCCUUGAAUUUACAUCAUCCCAAUACCUGCAAAUUUCUUUGCUCAAAAGAAAUGUAAAAGACUCGACUGUGUCCUUCAUCAUCAGAUCGAACGUGGAGUUAUCUCAUUUGUAUUUUCUUGUUACAAGCCGAGGAAACAUUUUGUUGGCCAAAUAUGAGUAUUGUUAUAGAAAAAUGUCACAUAUGAUUAAUUUUAAACUUACCGUAGAUAUGACGGUACAGUCUAAACUAGUUGUCUACACACUUAAUUCCGGUCACUUGGUUAUGGAUCAUUUUAAACUGGACUAUUUUGCCAAUGAAUUCGAGCUAUCACCAGAAGAAUACAAAUUUCAACCAGAUCAAGUGGUUGAACUACACGUCAAAGCGGAGAAAGAUUCGUAUGUAGCUUUGCAGGCAAUCGACCAAGGAGCUCUCCAAUUGGGAUACGAAGGAUUCGGAAUAACGAAGGCGCAUGUUUUUGAGGAUCUAGAUGAGUACACUCCUGAUCUCAUCGAAUUCGACCCUAUCGGUUCUUUAGGAUUAUUUUUCAGAACUGGUUUCAAUACUCACGAUGAAUCAAAGCGUUCGAAGCGUUCUACUCACCAUGCAAGACGACACACUCGGUUGAGUGUUAAACCCACAUUGUUGGGGACCGAUUAUCCUGAGUCGUGGUUGUGGAAGACCUACACAAUGAACAAUAAGAAGGAGUUGACCAUAUCUGACGUGCUCCCUAAGACAAUUACUUCCUGGUUUGUGACUGGAUUUGCCCUGAGCCCUACUCGAGGCUUGGGAUUGAUAAAUGCUCCGGUGAAGCUGACUGUUUCCAAGCCAUUCUACAUUAUUGCAAACCUUCCGUACUCGAUCAAACGAUUCGAAGUUGUCCGGAUACAAGUGACCUUGUUUAACUUUUUGAUCGAUUCUUUGCCGACAAACGUGACUUUAUACAACCCGUGUGGCGAGUUUGAAAUUUUAGGUUAUGACGAAAUACUAGGCAAACAAGAAAUUGUGGUGCCGUACGAUCAACCAACAUCCGUUUCAUUUCUGAUUAAAGCCAAAAAACUGGGAGAUAUCGCAAUAAAGAUCAAAGCCGCAUGCUAUUUGAAAACUGAUGAACUUUAUCACAUACUUCGUGUAACACCAGAGAGCCGGUUGCACUCCCGUUCGCAAACAGAAUUUAUCAGCCUUGAUUUGUAUAGAUCGCAAAAGUUUAACGUAUUCCUCAAUAUUCCGUGGGCUGCGGAUCAGAGAUCUGUCAACAUUCAAGCAGAAAUAAAUCUUGUUUCAGCUUCGUUUAUGACAAACAUGGCACAGAAUUUGAGCAGUUUAUUCGCAAUCCCAACUGAUACCGCGAGUUCAAAUCUUUUGGCAAUUAUUCCCAACGUAGUUGUCCUGGAUUACAUCAAGGAAACAAUCAGAAAGGAUCCUCUCGUAGAACAAGAAGCCAUACACUAUCUAUCCACUGGAUACACAAAACAACUGAAGUACAGACAUCCCAACGGAGCAUUUGGCCAAUUGGAUCUACCACAGAAGAAACCAAGCAUCUUUCUGACGGCACUAGUUGCCAAUGCUUUAAGCAUGGCAACCAAACAUAUUGAAAUUGACCAAACCAUAAUCACAGAUGCUUUUUCUUGGGUAAAAGAAAAACAAAAACAAAACGGAUGCUUUGAAGAAGUUGGAGAAAUUAUCUACGAGCCUAUCCAGAAUAAUUCAUCUUCCUUUGCCCUCACGGCGUUCGUAGUUGCUGCCAUCCAGGAGAAUAAUGUAACCGCUAUCCAAUUUGGUGAACUCGUGGAGAAAGCAACAAACUGUUUGGCUAAAAACUUUCAUUCACUCACAAACACAUAUGACAUAGCAUUGGCCACUUAUGCUCUAUCUUUGACGGGGCAUGCUAAACGACAGGACUAUUUAAAUAAAUUGGUCGAAGAAUCCCAUAAAGAGGGCGAAAAACUCUACUGGGAGGGAGAGUUACAAGUGGAAAUUACUGGAUACGCCCUUUUGUCUUUUCUAGCACAGAAUAUGCACUAUGAUGCUAUUCAGGUCAUGAAUUGGUUGAAGGAACGAUACUCUACUGGAGCGUUUUCCGGCGUUCCCAGCUCUUUUGCGGCACUGAAAGCACUUGGAAAAAUAGCUGUGUAUCUAGAUAGGAGAGAAACAUAUUACACGGUUCGCUUGAAAAGUGACCAUAUGCUUGCACAAUUCACAGUGGAGCAUUCGAACGCUCUAAUACCCAAUUUAUACGAUUUACCUAAUGACGUACGCAAGCUUGAAAUUGAAAUCGAAGGUAUCGGUAUUGGUUUCCUUCAAGUGCAUUAUCAAUACGAAUUGAACAUCCAAAAACAAAGGGCUUCAUUUAACCUGGAUGUAAAGGUACUCGAUACCAGCACUUCCAAGAUUCAAAACCUGCAAGUGUGCUUGAGCUACAUAGAGACACAGAUAGAUGAUUAUGUAACUUCUGGAGUUGUCCUAGUGGAGGUUUUCCUUCCGGGUGGAUUUGUAGUGAACGAGAACGCACUCAAAGAUCAUGAUCGUCGUGUUAAAAAAACCGAUCGAGUCUUCAACAACACCGCCAUGUUUGUGUACUACAAUGAAGUGAGUACAGAGCAAGAGUGCUUCGAAGUUACGGCACACCGGAAGUAUCAGACCGCAUUGCACCGACCGUCCUACGUAGUUGUGUAUGACACCAAUGAUAUGAGUAAGCACGCAAUAAAAUCGUACGAAGACGUGGCCCAAGAAGGAUGACUACAAAUCGACGAAUUGUUAGCUAUCAUUGACCAGGGUCACUUUAGAGCUUAUCGAAAGGAGGACUUAAUUUGAUAACUCGAACGAAACUGUAUGCCUUAAUAAAGAAUAGAAAUAAUUGAAUGUAGCACUACGAGCAAAGAUAUGUUUGACUCCCUAACACCUUGCUAAAUAAUUGAUUUCUUCUCCAGUGCUUAAAAAAUGGACCAAUCUUAGCAAAAACAACAAAAAGCAGGUAUAAAUCAGGAUCAACUUGUUCUUACAUUUCUUCACCUUUGCUUAACCACUAAACCCGGUUUAAUAACGCCACGGCCUUAGUUACAUACAUUGUUUUGCUCAACAUCACAUUUAAGACAAGACAUAAUAGGACAUAAUCAACAAUAGUAACGCCACAAUACUCGGUUUGUGGCUGCCACUCUCCACACUGAACCAACACCCCAUCCUUUAAGAAUAUGACAACUGAUACGGUCGCGCCCCUUAACGAAAAUAAGUCGAAAAUCGGAUGACGAGCAUACGCUUCGAUUCGAUUGGAUGGUGAGCAAGCGUAUGCUUGUCAUUCGAUGUCAGUACGACAACGACAUUGAAAUCCGGCUGAAGAUCUUGUUCGUAUCGAAUGUGUUUCAUUCGUCGAGUAAAUGAAACAAGAUUGAAAUUGUAAUGAAAUUAAAUAUGGUUUUGAUUUUAUACA